Haliotis rubra (blacklip abalone) is the source of this 723-nucleotide messenger RNA. RefSeq names its product putative nuclease HARBI1. Lineage: Eukaryota; Metazoa; Mollusca; Gastropoda; Lepetellida; Haliotidae. The transcript has a single exon. The coding region runs from base 1 to 723 and encodes 240 amino acids. The record is from RefSeq and is a predicted model, not a curated record.
AUGACAAGUACACAAAUUAUGACACAAUUAAUAAAAUGGCCAAAGGACACAGAUUAUCGAAAAAAUGCUGAUGCAGCAUCUGUACGAGCUGGGUUUCCAGGCGUAAUUGGCAUGCUGGAUGGAUCUUACAUACCAAUUCCAGGACCCAGCUUCUUCAGAGAUUCCUACAUAUGCAGGAAAGGUUUCCCAGCAAUGCACCUGCAGGGUGUGUGUGACGGCAGCUUGAAGUUCAUUGAUGUCUAUUGUGCAUAUCCUGGAUCAGCACACGAUUCAAGGGUCUACCGGAACAGCCUGCUGUGUCAGUACUUAGAAGAUAAUCCGUUACCGGAAAUGUACCACCUACUUGGUGAUUCUGCUUAUGCUCUGUCCAAGUCCCUGCUUGUCCCAUUCAGAGACAAUGGACAUCUGACAGCAAUUGAGAAAACAUUCAACAAUGCACACAGUUCAACGCGUGUGGACAUUGAAAGAUGCUUUGGACUUUUGAAAGGGAAGUUCAGAAAACUCAAAUACUUGGACAUGAAAAAUGUUCGGGAAAUGCCUGAAGUCAUUAUCACAUGCUGCGUUUUGCACAAUUUUAUUUUGACCCAGGAAUCCUUUGACGAAAGUGACAUUGAUACUGAAGACAUUGAUGCAGUAGAAACUGAAGCACAAUCAGAAAGGGAUCCUCAAGAACUUAAAUCUGUAUCUGAAAAGAGAAUGGAAAUUGCCCAUCUCUUGGUGUAA